AUGGAGUCUUUCCUUCCUCUCGGUGGCUUCCAGCUGCCUUUCCAGAGGAGGCUUAGCCGGCUGUACAAUGAUACAAAAAAAUCCUCAGACUUUGUCAAAGAACCUUCAUCAGAAGACCCUGAGAUCAAGGCCAUGCACCGCAAGCUCAAAAUUCAAAAGGAUAGGUUGGUAAGUUGGGGACUGGAAUGGUCGGAUCCGUCGAACCAGAAUGCAGAAAUAGACGAGUCUCUGUCCAAAGCUGGCCUUAGCGACCUCGUCGGGAGUAUCAUGUCCACUAUAAAAGACAUCCUCGCUGAGGCAGAGCCACUGUGGUUGAGUUCAAAGCGCAGAAUUGGCGAAAAGGAACCUGAAGGACCAACUGGAGAUAAGAAGCUCCCAAUAGUGGUAUGGGACAAAGGACGGUUUGAGGACUUGAUCAAGGACCUGACAGCCUCGAUCGAUACUCUUCACGAUUUGUCACGAACAAGAUCAUCGGCCGCAACGUCGGCACGGGCUGCCAGAUCGAACAAGUCGACCGAAGAGGCGAAGCCAUUUGGUUCGACUCGCAUUCAGACACCACAGCAGAUCGACCCUAGUACGCUCACAAAUAUCAAAUCUAUGCAAGCUGAACCCAUGAUGUCGCCCAUCGCCGAGAGCCCACGACCACAGGAGGUCAUUUUCAUGAGCAAACAGGCCUACUCGGAUCUUAAUCGCCCUGGGCUUCAGUCAUACUCACCUCUCCUUCUCGAGUUCGCCGCUUUCGACCCUGUCUACUCUGCGACUGGGAUCAUGCCAUCCAUGUCUCGUUUUGAGAAUUUGAGCACGGGGCUGCAGACUGAUUCUCACAGGUCACCCGGUGCUUGGAUAGGUCUACCACUACUAUUAGGAUAUUACGAAGACAUGGAAAAUUCAAGAUUGGGACUUGUGUACCAGUUUCCCAAGGAAUUCCAGCCCGUCACCUUCGAGAACCUGACGCAAAACCCCAUUGAUAACAUGUGUACGCUUGGCGAGCUACUCUCACGGCCUGGUUUCGAACCUAGAUUGGAGGCCAAGUUCCGUUUGGCCCAUAACCUCGCCAAUACGAUUUUCGACAUGCAUGCGCGUGGGAUUACCCAUGGUAACCUUCUAGACACGACCGUUUCAUUUUGCAGCCCUGCAGGAAGCGAGCCGGGUAUGCAGCUUGAUGGUGUUGAUAUUCGAAAACCGCUGAUCUCAUCAUUUGAUCUCUUUGCAGAUGAGGGACCUCAAACAUUCACCACGUCCACGACAUUGCACCGCCACCCACUCGACCCAAGGACAACGGCGCAGUCACCAUUGGCUAGCAAUCGCGACACUAAAACCUUGGAUCUUUAUUCUUUAGCAAUGAUUCUCGUCUCUAUUGGACUGUGGACAAGGCUGGAGAACUUGAUACCCAAUCCCACGUCCCCCAGCAUCCCGGAAUCAGUGCUUGAACAGCUGGCAAUCCAGUGCGGCACACUAUACAUGAGAGCUGUUCAAGUUUGCUGGAAUGCAGUCGAGCAGGAACUCGCUCGUCCAGGUUCUAGUGACGAGAUUCUAAGCCAGGUUCAAAUACGUGCCAGUCGAUAUCUCGAGGCUUGCAGUAUUCUUGAUGGGGUGAAUGCCCUAGACGACAGGAUUAGUGAAGAUAUCGGUGAUGUUCCACUCACUGCGCGUGAGCGGCAACCAUCUCUUGCUAUAUCCAUGUCGUCACUGGCAGGUCCAUCGGCAGAGGGCAAACAGUCCAGAUCAACCGCAACGACGCCAGUCAUACCCGAGCGAAAACAAGGACCACCCAGAGCGCCAAUAUCAGCCCCAAAGAGUAAGUUUCCAUGCCAGAGACAUCAGAAUUAUACUUACAUUACCAGUCCGCAAAAAGCCGAGUCCACGAAGCUUCGCCUCUACCCACAGAUCCCGUUACCCGCUGAGGCUGUCGAGCAAUGGAAUAAGACAGUAAUGCCGCAAAUCAAUAUGGCUUUGCGACCGUUCUGUCGCAAGCAUCCUGAGUCAGUAGAGAUCACACUAGAAUCGAUCGGUGAGUCUCCGCAGAAGACGACGCCGACUGUCCUGGUGGUUUGCACAUCCGUCAGCAAAGUUCGUACAAUUCUGAGAAAGAAGCUUGGUGCAUUUUUCGACGAAGGUACAGGGUUUGGUCUUAAGGUCUGCAGAGGAUCCGUUGUGCGGUCGCGCAAAGGAGAGACCAGUAGGGGUAUGGCGCAUAAUGAGAAGACAGGCGGGGACGGAGAAGCUGAGCAUUCUGCAGCCAACCCUGGAUUUCAGGUCAGGCCUCAAAAUGGUGCAAGCAUAGGCGCUUGGAUAGGUGACCGCCAUCUCCCCCCUGUCAGUUUUGGCGGCCUUAUUACCGUAAAUGACAAAACAUAUGGAAUGACUGUUCACCAUAUGCUCGACGACCAAGAAGAGAUGCGCACGCAUUCACUUGAUGCCAUAAUGGCUGCCCCGCCGAUGCGCAGUAGCGCUGCUGCGCAAGACUUCUCCUACCUGGAAGCAGAAUCUACGGAUGAGAGCAGCGGUAGCGAGGACUACGCAUGCGAGUUUUCCGACACCGAGUCCGACUACUCGGCUACAGACUUUACGAGCGACGACGAAGAAGACGAGGGUGAAUACGAAGAGGAUGGCGACAUCCCAGGGGUCGAACCAGGUUGUGGUGAAGGCUAUGUCAUCACCCAGCCAGCUUUUGACGAUGUCCAAAAGGACUUCUAUCCGUCGGAAGACACGGAAGCUGAAGAUCACCUGGAUACAUACCGCCUUGGUGAGAUAUAUGCUACCUCGGGCAUCCGGAGGCGUUACGAGCCAAAUGGAUACGUGCAUGAGAUUGAUUGGGCGCUAUUUGAGUUUCAGGAGGACAGAUUUCCUGAGGACAACCAUCUUCCUCGGUUGAAAUUACCCGAGCAGAGUCCUGGCUCACGAGCCGUUCUCUUCCAGCCUACUGCUGUGGCAACUUCAGCCGAGUUACCUGGCAUGGAGGUCCAGUGUAGUGCUCGCACAAGUGGUCUUCAGACAGGCAAAAUCUUGCCUGCGAUUGCUUCUAUCAAAAUCUACGGACGUACGUCCAUGAGUCAGACGUACCAAGUCAGUAGCAAGGCGGCUUCUGAAGGUAUACCCCCUUUGGGCCCUAUGAGCGCCUCCUCGCCCAAUGCCCGCACCAUUCCUGGUGCCUCACUCGGUAUACCCGGAGACUCUGGAGCUUGGAUUAUUGAUCGACGCAAGGGCGAUCUAUGUGGUCAUGUAUUGGCAUUUAGUCACAGGAAGCAAGUUGCUUAUAUUUCUCCGAUGGAUAUCCUCAUCAAGGACAUUGCCGAGACUCUCGAUGCAUCAGAAGUAAGACUAGGAGGAGCGCGUAUCUUCGGGAGGGACUCAAAGAAGAUUGGUGGUGACAUGGGAUCAAAUGACGAGGAUCUGAGUGAUUUAUUGGAAGAUGAAAAUGAUGACGAUUCUGACGAGGCACAGCACCAACUGGCUAGAAGCAUGAGAGCCCUUACCAACGACAUGGAUAGGAUGCGUUUCGAGACUGGGAUGGUAUCAUGA
Truncatella angustata is the source of this 3522-nucleotide messenger RNA. RefSeq lists its product as uncharacterized. Lineage: Eukaryota; Fungi; Ascomycota; Sordariomycetes; Amphisphaeriales; Sporocadaceae. The coding region runs from base 1 to 3522 and encodes 1173 amino acids. The transcript has 2 exons. The record is from RefSeq and is a predicted model, not a curated record.